AUGUAUCUUCCUCGUCAACUCAUAUCGCAUCUCUACCUACAACUCCUCCGAUCACACCAUCCGCUAUCUCCCCCCGUGCUUAUUCUCGUCGCCUUGGAACCCGAUGCUCUCUGCGCAUGUCGAAUCCUCACGGCUCUACUGAAACGCGACUAUAUACCCCACAAGAUCCAACCUGUAGCCGGAUAUGGCGAUCUCGCUCGCUCCGGAGAGGAGCUGGUCAAGCCCAUGCAGACCCAUAACGGGGGCAGCGGAGGCGUGGUCAUAUGCCUAGGCGUCGGAGGCCUGGUGGAUCUUAGCGAGAUCCUGUGCCUGAGUAGCCCGGACGAUGAGGUGGAAGAUAUGGGAGGGGUAGAAGUGUGGGUUUUCGACUCAAGGCGGCCCUGGAAUCUGAGCAAUGUUUUUGGUGGGGAGGCGGCUACGGUUUCUGCGGACGGGAUUCCUACCAACACACGACGUAACACGCGUGGUGUUGACAAGGGAUGCAUCACGCCGUCAUAUAAGUCUGGCACGGGGGGUAUUGUUGUGUAUGACGACGGAGAUAUUGAGGAAGAGAUGAGUAGGGAGCGAGAGGCAUACUGCGCACUGCUCGAAAUGCCGGAUAUCGACGAAGACGCAGACGACGACAUUGGGGCAUCUGGAAGCGAAGACGAAGAAGAGCAUACACCGAGCUCAGGGUCUAAGAAGCGAAAAUCGUGGUCGGGACGUGAGGACGAGGAGGAUUCCGAUGAGGAUGAUGGGCCUCCUCGUCAACGGAGGAGAAGUAAUUCAGGAUCCUCAAUUACCUCGUCACCGAGCCGACGACGCAGGAACGGCCAUGAUUCCUCAAACUCUUCGCGCUCCAUCACCCCGGUAUCCGACUCGCCUUCACCCGCGCUGCCAAAGCAGCCCUCCGCACGUUCCUUGAGACGCCGAUUGAUUCGCCUCAAGCAGAAACAUGAGACUAUCUUGCAGAGAUAUUAUUCUGCCGGUACAUCAUAUUCCGAGCCAAUAUCAUCGAUCGUGUAUUCUCUAGCGUCCGAACUUGGUCGAGAGGACAAUGAUCUCCUCUGGUUGGCCAUCGUCGGUGUCUCUAGCCUGGAACUCAGUGGUCGGACGAUGUCUGGUGUCGGCAUCUCUAACUCGUCAGAGUCUGGAGGAUCUGCUGGAUGGGGCGGAGAGCGCGGAGAACGGGUUCGCCAAAUAUUACGAGACGAAGUUCAUCGACUGAACCCGCCGGACCCCUACGAGAGAGACCGAGAUGUCAGAGGAGAGAUUAACGGUGUUAUCCCGACGACUGCCCGAUCCCCGACAGACAAAUCGAUCCGCCUAUCCCCAGAGCCGCGGUUCAUCCUGGUACGACACUGGUCACUCUAUGAGAGUAUGCUGCAUAGCCCCUACUUGGCAUCGCGGCUCCAUGUUUGGACGGAGAAUGGAAAGAAGCGACUGCACAAACUCCUGGCGAAGAUGGGGAUCAGCUUAAGCCAAUGCCAUCAAAAUUACACCCACAUGGAUAUGGAAUUAAAACGAGUACUAAGGCAAAGACUAUUAAAGUAUGCACCGAUGUACGGGCUAGAUGGCCUUGUGCCUGCCGACGCAUCUGGUCACGCAUCUUCGCGUGAAGGUUGGGGGUUUGUGCGCUGUUGGGGCUGGAAGGCUUGCCUCUCCGCCACAGACGUGGGUGUCAUUGUAGGCGCGAUUCUCGAGGUGGGACCGGAGGAAGCGCCUGGUGCCUGGGAUGCAAAACGACUCGCACGACCAAAGCUCGCAAAUGAGUCGAACGAUUCAGAUGGCUCCACAGAGUCGGAUCUAUCUAGCCUUCUCCCGCGAUUCUGGAGUGCAUACGACGCUUUAUCUCUAACAUCGGAGUCACCUACUCUUCUUCUCAAGGCGCUCCCUCUUGCCCAGCAUUUGCACCGGGCUAUUCUCCGCACCGGCACCUCCCUCCUCUCCAAGCACCAGAUUCGACACCUGCGGGCAUUUCGUAUUGCCGUUGUCAAGGAUGGUCCCGAUGUCAAACUUUUCACAAACCCUGGCGCAUUGACGAAGUUGGCACUCUGGAUCGCAGAGGCCAUUCGCGUUCAAGAGCGCGAGAGGGGCGACAGCUCCAAAAACGGGAAACGGCGCGCUGCGGGAACCCCACUAGUCCUAGCAGGGCUUGACGAAGAUCGUGGCCUAUAUGUUGUCGUUGGUACUGGCGGAGGUGGAGGCGUGAUCGACUAUGCUGCUAUGGCAAAGCGCCAAGAAGAACGCCGCAAGAAGAACGAGGCCAAGGAGAAGAAGAAAAAGGAGCGAGAAGAACGUCGAGCGCAACGUGCAGCCGAGCGGGCUCAACGUGGGACCGAAGAUGACGAUGAAGAAGCCGACGAGACCGAAGAGGAGGACUCGGAUUCAUCGUCCGAGUCCGAGUCGGAAUCGGAGGACGAGCUUGAUGUGCGUGGCAACAAGCAUCUUUUGCGAAAUCGAUUCGGUAUCGCUUUCCAGGAGGUGGUGCAGGAGACCAACACCCGGGUGCGCAUCGACAGUUUUGAGCAUUGUGUCGUUGAAGUCCAAAAGGAGGACCUAGGUGGCUUCCUCGAGGCUCUGAGCUUCCGCAGCGUCGUGGGGUAA
Messenger RNA from Aspergillus clavatus NRRL 1, 2586 nucleotides. RefSeq names its product cell division control 45 family protein. Gene Ontology annotation, biological process: DNA replication initiation; mitotic DNA replication preinitiation complex assembly; double-strand break repair via break-induced replication. Gene Ontology annotation, cellular component: DNA replication preinitiation complex. Bases 1 to 2586 code for a protein of 861 amino acids. Gene Ontology annotation, molecular function: DNA replication origin binding; single-stranded DNA binding; chromatin binding. Lineage: Eukaryota; Fungi; Ascomycota; Eurotiomycetes; Eurotiales; Aspergillaceae. The transcript has 2 exons. The record is from RefSeq and is a predicted model, not a curated record.